AUGGCAUUCUUUCGAAACCUAUUUCUAUUACUGCUCGUAGUCAACGCUGCAUUCCUCGGGUACGACCACUUUAAGGGCGGCGAUAUUGCUGUUAGCCUCGUUGACAAUGCCAAACGUCUGGAUGUACCUACCGUGCAAAACCAUUUCCAACAAACCUGGACCUCCAUCAAGUCGACCAAUCCUGAAAAGCUUGCUGGCCAUGUCAAUGCUGCCUUUGAUCAACUCAAGGGUUUCAACUCGUUCUCUGAUGUUGUUGACCACGUCCGUGCCAAGGUGUCUGGUGCUGUAGGCGGCUCAGCUGAUGGUGGCCGUAUCAUUCUUGAAGACAACGUAUUUGUAUUGAACGACAAGAACUUUGACAAGGUGAUUGAUGGUUCUCGCCCAGCCCUUGUUGAGUUUUACGCUCCCUGGUGUGGUCAUUGCAAGAAGCUUGCUCCUACCUAUGCUGAAUUGGGUGAAGCAUUUGCUACUGUUCAAGACCGCGUUGUUAUUGCCAAGGUCAAUGCCGACGAACAAAGAGAUUUGGGUGCUCGCUUUGGUAUCCAAGGUUUCCCCACUUUGAAAUGGUUCCCCAAGGGUGUCACUUCCCCUGAUGGUAUUGAGGAUUAUCGUGGUGGCCGUGAUCUUGAUUCCCUUAGCAAGUUUGUUCAUGAAAAAUCAGGUGUUCGUCCUCGUGUCAAGUCUCACAAGUCGGAUGUCGUUGUCCUUGACUCGCAAAACUUCAACUCGAUUGUGAAGGAUCCCAGCACAAAUGUCUUGGUUGAAUUUUAUGCUCCUUGGUGUGGUCAUUGCAAGAACCUUGCCCCCAUUUAUGAGAAGGUCGCUACUGCUUUUGCUAACGAGCCCAACUGCAAGGUGGCCAAGAUUGAUGCUGACAGUGAACGUGCUAUUGGUACCGAGUAUGAGAUUUCUGGUUUCCCCACCAUCAAGUUCUUUGGCGCUGGUGAGAACAAGGAACCUGUUGCAUAUGAAGGUCCUCGUACCGAAGCUGGUUUCAUUGAAUUCUUGAACAAGCAAUGUGGCACCCAACGUCUUGUUGGUGGCUCUCUUGAUGCUACUGCUGGUCGCAUUGCUGAACUCGAUCAAUUGGCUAUCAAGUUUGCCUCCACUUCUGAUAAGGCUGCUCGUGAAGCCAUUCAAAAGGAAGCUACUACUGCUGCUGGUGAAUUGGGUACUCGCAAUGCCAAGUUUUAUGGUAUCGUCAUGAAAAAGGUUCUCGAGAAGGGUGAUGGAUUCAUCAAGACUGAGAAUGCUCGCCUUGACAAGAUCAUCAAGUCCAAUACCGUGACCUCGAGUAAGGUGGAUGACUUUACUGUCCGCAAGAACAUUCUUGCUGCUUUCGAUAAGAAGGCUAAGCCCGUUAGCAAGGACGAAUUGUAA
This is a messenger RNA of Lichtheimia ornata, 1380 nucleotides long. RefSeq names its product protein disulfide-isomerase domain. Gene Ontology annotation, biological process: protein folding. The record is from RefSeq and is a predicted model, not a curated record. Gene Ontology annotation, molecular function: protein disulfide isomerase activity. Gene Ontology annotation, cellular component: endoplasmic reticulum. NCBI's taxonomy places the organism in Eukaryota, Fungi, Mucoromycota, Mucoromycetes, Mucorales, Lichtheimiaceae. The coding region runs from base 1 to 1380 and encodes 459 amino acids. The transcript is spliced from 6 exons.